AUGUCACUCCAUCGAACUAAGGCAUCAAUUAUAGGACUCUUGGAAGCAAAUCGUGUCAACGAAUGGGUUGUGACUGAGAAGCUUGGAAAUACUAUGAAACAGAGGAACAAUGUUAAGCAAUCAACAUCAAGAACUCCAUGGUUUCGAAUUACAGAAAGGAUCCACCCGUUGGAGAUUAUAGUGGGGAUGUAUAUGUUGCACUGUGCAAUCUAUGAUCUGUUCUUUGGACAUGACCAUUUCUUCAUCUACCUAUUGUUGCAAGCAGGAGCUUUCUUUACAAUGGGGUUUGGGCUAGUGGGAACAAUUGUACCUAACUAA
Vicia faba (fava bean) is the source of this 318-nucleotide messenger RNA. The record is from the annotation of a GenBank genome assembly. NCBI's taxonomy places the organism in Eukaryota, Viridiplantae, Streptophyta, Magnoliopsida, Fabales, Fabaceae.